Exophiala mesophila is the source of this 1956-nucleotide messenger RNA. RefSeq lists its product as uncharacterized. Bases 296 to 1150 code for a protein of 284 amino acids. The record is from RefSeq and is a predicted model, not a curated record. NCBI's taxonomy places the organism in Eukaryota, Fungi, Ascomycota, Eurotiomycetes, Chaetothyriales, Herpotrichiellaceae. The transcript has a single exon.
UGUACGAACCAUCCACUUACUCCACUCCGCUGUCUCUACGUCACAUAGAGGAAUGGACCGCGAUAUAUCUAACGGAUUCGUUUGUGAAGAUUACAGCCACCUCGAUAUCCACCUCAACACCCUGACCCCUCGGUGAAUCUGUCAAGAUUGAUGCCGACGUGUCUAUCUCAACAAUUGAGAGCUCACCUUGCCUCCGUCUGAAUAGAUUGCCAACUUACCUCUCAACCCUCUUCGACUCUGCUCCUCAAAGUGAUUCCUGCUCACCCUCUAAAACAUCUUCCAUUUCUGAACCAUCAUGUCUAAGCAGCUUCUCCCGUCAUGGGAUCCCUCCGAACCUGCUCCUAGCUAUGAAGAAUCCAUUGCCCCAAAUGGUGGAAACCUUACAAGAUCAGCACCAUCUUUACAAAGAGAGAAAUCCCCUUCAAACUCGACAUCACUCAUCCGUCUAGAACGCACCCGCCGCAUCCAGCAACAGAUUACUGACUUUAUUGUCCCUUGUUUCUUAGAACACCUAUCUAAUGCCGUCAACAACUUGACCAUCCUUCUCGUCCCAUCAGACUGUCUUUCUCAUUCCGGUCCUCACAAACCCAUCACCGCCCAGAAUGUUGUCUCCCCUUCUUUCCAGGUGCUCAACACGACAGGCUCGGUGAUAGAAAUGACGGGCGAUGGCAAUCGCAAUAGUUUCUGGAUCCAACAGCCUGUUCUCAAUGAAUUGGACAUUCUCCUACGAAGAGAAUUGACUGGCGUUACGCCACCGCAAGACCCCCUGGACCCUGCUGCAAGCUACGGAUCGUCUUCUCGAUCUCCAACCCAGCAAAACUUGAUCCCUCAAUCAUCUGCUCCUUUACCAUCCCGUCCUGCCAAAAAGUCCUGGUUCAAGCGCGCCAUGCCUCAGCUACCAAGCCCCGAACAUGAUCCUACAGGCGAGACGGGCAAGUGGGAUCUAGGUUGGAGGAGUCCAGACGUCACCCGGGAGACUGAGAUGGAAGCUGCCAGACAGAAGGAACGUGAGUCUAGAGUCUUGAGGCAAGACGAGAUUGCAGUCAACACUAGAUUCCGUGACGUGAGUUUCCGCAUGGAAAAUGAAAUGGGGCUCCUCGAAACAAACACCAUCAAAUGUGUUUGGAUCGAGAUAGAGGUGGGAGUUUAGGGAGAUUCCCAUUCAAAUGUCACUUUGAUUAAACAGACUAUCACCUCUGUCUCAUCUACAGUUGUGCCAUAACCCGAGCCUCUUUAGCCAUAUCUUUGUCACGGCCUGACUCUAGUCAAGGGACAAAGACCGUUCGAUCUCUUUUAGCUGCCCACGCCUGCUCUGCAUCUUCGAGUUUCCUCACCUUGAGAUCGAGAUUGGGCAACUUGGCCACUGCGGCCAACAGUGACGGCAACUGUUCUCCAAAUUGUGCUCCAGACCAUGCACCAGGGCCAGAGCCUCUAAUUGUUAGGUUCUUGGAGCGGAAUAUGGCCGCGGGAAAUGAAAGAUCUUGCGAUGCCAUUGAUCCAAUUUGAACAUACUGGGUCGGCACAGAAGACUUGAGCGCGUUCAACAAUGCCAUUAUGCCUGGGCCAUAAAGAUAGUCGAGAAUGACAUCAACAUCACCCAGCGUCGAGUAGUCGGUCUCCUCAGGGUUGUCCUUGAGCACAAUGCGCUCGUCGAGGUCGAUGGCCGCGAGCUCCUUUGCGUUUCGUGCUAGGCCAAUGACACGACCGGCGCCAAUAAGACGCGAAAAUUGGACUGCCACUUUGCCAGAGAUGGCUGUCACUCCUACGAUGGCGACAGUGAAUUUUGCAGGGAGAUUCUCGGUGCGAGUCUUCAGUGCCAUCCACGAGGACAUGCCAGGAUUCAACAAUCCAGCGAUUUGCACAGGGUCAGCGCCUUCUGGGAUCGGGGUGAUGGCAGACUUGGGGACGGUGAUUGAUUCAGCAAAGGCGCCGCCUGUGGCGAUGCUGCUGAAAUAG